Molecule: messenger RNA, 639 nt
Organism: Protomyces lactucae-debilis
Lineage: Eukaryota; Fungi; Ascomycota; Taphrinomycetes; Taphrinales; Protomycetaceae
Exons: 1
Coding region: 1-639 (212 amino acids)
Source: RefSeq, a predicted model, not a curated record
AUGUCAUUUACGUUCCAUCACAGCAUCGAGGUGGAUGCGACGCCUGCAAAAGCCUAUCAUGUCUUUGCUGAUCCUGCAAGCUUCGAGGAGAUUAUGGUCUCUUCCUCUGUCUUGACGCGGGACUGUACACUCACAUCUUCUCCGUCAAACGAGACGAAAGAAGUGACAUUUAGCACAACAUGCACACCAAGAGAGCUUGCUAGUAUGGCGCAACGUCUACUGGAAGCAGACGAAAGCUCCAAGUGGACAGCACAAUCUCUAGGUGCUCUUGUGGUCCAUGCAAUGCACUUCAAGCUCACUGAGGAAGUCGUCUAUCUGGGAUUCAAAAAAGUGAUUCCUGUCACUGGUACAAUGUUUGUUCCUCGAGAUGAGAGUGCACCGUUCUGUCAAUUCGAUCAUCGCAAAACAGACGAUGGGUUGGUGGAAACACGCAAGAUGCGCGUCAUCACACCCAGUACCACAGUUUCGACAUCAGUCGCUCGAGCAGAGAUUUGGGAAGAACUCAUAGGCACGACAUCAUGGUAUCUCAAGUAUUUUGUGGAGGCCGAAGCCCAGAAAUCACAUGCGAAUGUGGUCAAGUAUUACGAAACACACUUCAACAAUCUCAAGCAGGAUCAGGAGACAGAAGGUAAAGCAUAG